AUGCACUCGGCAGGGCACUGGCAACUGCGAUUGGGGUUUGGUGGCGUCGUCAUCAACAACGGCCUCAUCUACGGCAUCCAUCCCGCUGAUACAACUCCCACCACCUCUGUGCUCAACAACAGCCCAUCAACACCAUCAACAGCAGCAGCAGUGACAGCAGCAGCAGUGACAGCAGCAGUGGAUGACACGACCACCAUCAACACACGGGCACAGCAGACACCACCACGCUUGGUGAACUGCGACACGGCGGAUGCAAGUGGAUCAGCGGCGUGGCUGCGGACAAUGGCUUUUUCCUGCUACGGCAUUCCAUGCAACUCGCAUUCCAUCCUCAUCGUCGAUCCAGCCGCAAGUGCGGUGGACACAACCAUGCUGUCCGUUCCAGAUGUGCGACGCGAUCCGCCCGCACAAACAGGAAAUACCUCGUCACCUUCAGGGGCACCACCAAAUCUGCUCGUUCUUGAUGCCAUGCACAACCACCUCCCCAAGCUGCCCGACGGCAGGGACAUUGUGUUGGCAGAAGAAGAGUUCAACAAGUACACGUGCACGGAUCUGGCGCUGGAGACCGGGGCGUAUGCGCUGCUGGCGUCUGCCAGGAUCAACCUGUUCAGUGGCGACAACGCGUGGCAGAGGGCCCUUGAACCAGCUGCUGUCACCCCUCCCCUCCACCAACCACCACUGCUCUGGUGGGAUGAACAGACGGGCGCUGCCAUGUAA
This is a messenger RNA of Salpingoeca rosetta, 714 nucleotides long. RefSeq lists its product as uncharacterized. Bases 1 to 714 code for a protein of 237 amino acids. The transcript has 8 exons. The record is from RefSeq and is a predicted model, not a curated record. Lineage: Eukaryota; Choanoflagellata; Craspedida; Salpingoecidae.